Messenger RNA from Saccharomyces kudriavzevii IFO 1802, 723 nucleotides. It is a transcript of the gene LST7, whose product is annotated as Lst7p. NCBI's taxonomy places the organism in Eukaryota, Fungi, Ascomycota, Saccharomycetes, Saccharomycetales, Saccharomycetaceae. Gene Ontology annotation, biological process: positive regulation of TORC1 signaling; positive regulation of GTPase activity. The transcript has a single exon. Gene Ontology annotation, molecular function: GTPase activator activity. The record is from RefSeq and is a predicted model, not a curated record. Bases 1 to 723 code for a protein of 240 amino acids. Gene Ontology annotation, cellular component: cytosol.
AUGUCCUCGAUAGUGAUUUCAUUGGCUCAUUUCUGUGACAAGCAUGGUCCAAGGAUCAUAUCGGUUACACAAUCCGCAGAAAAGGGAACAUUAGGUGAAGAGUUGCUAGUGCCUGAUUAUCCGACUGACUCGUAUUGCGAGUCCUGUCUUUUACAGUUUCCUGAAGAAUCAACAAGAUCGAUGCGAUGUUUUAUUGAGGAUGUGCCAUUUAUAACUACCCAAUAUUCCUCUAUACGGUAUCAAUUGUUGAAUUCUCUUAUCAAAAGAGCCUUCUCUGAAGAAACAAUGAUUUAUGAUAAUAUGCCGUUUAUAUUUUUUGAUGAUCUGAGAGGACUUAAUUUGGUAAUAGGCUUCAAAUUAUAUGACGAAAAUGCAAGAGGUAACGAAAGAAGAUACUGCUUCAUUUUGACCGUGGAUUCCAGAAGCCACGAUGAUUCCAUGAAAAUGUUAAGUGAACAUUGGAAUUUUAUCAUCGGUGGGUUCGAUAAAAUGAUUACUUAUAUCAAAAACAUCCACAAAACCGAGUUUAUGGGAAAAAAUCAAACAGAGGAAAACAAACAGGAAACUCUGAAUAACAAUGCUUUUAUUGGUUCAUAUUUACGUGCAAACAAAUCUAAAUUCGGUCGCAACUUAGUCUCUCUUACUGAUGACAAAUUUCUUUUUGUUCGAAUACAUAAAUGGAAUUCAUUUUUAUUGCAUACAGUGAUGAAAGAAGAUAAAUGA